CAUCCAUCUAGUCUAAAGCGUAAGCACAAAGAGUUAUGUCUGCAGGAAUUUCAUAAGUUCACUGACAUUGUUUUGCUUUGCUUCAUCCUUUAGAUCAUCUUCUAUAUGCCCCUAAAGUUUACCCUCAACGUAUGCAUGGGCCAUAGCAAAAUCCACCAUUUUGGACCCAAAAUUUGCCCUCGACUUAUACAUGAGGUCAACAUAUGGUCGAGUAUAUUUAGUACUUGCUCUUGUGACUUUCUCUUCUCCAACUGGGCCAUUUCAGGGAGUGUUUUGCUUUCAUGGCCAGCCUCCAGUUUUUCACCGGCGCCUUCUCCUUUUUGAUUUACUGAGGUCAAUUGGUUUUCUCGUCACAGGUUUUCGUGGCCCGAGAUCAACAGAGAUAUUUUCCAUCCCAGGCUUGACAUCAACAAGGACAUUCUGUUUCUUAAUUAAACACCUCUUUCCUGUAUCUGAAACCUUAAUCGGUUUUUCAUUUUGAAUCACUCAGAUUGAGCUUCUGAGCAGCAGCAGCAGCAGGAAAACCUUUCCCACCUAUCCUUCCACGCAAUGAUAUCUGAAUUCUGAAUUUGCAGCAUUAUUUAUUUGUCAGGUGGGGCCAUAUGUUACAUCUUAAGGGAUCCCUCCAACAACAGGAAGAGUUUACCUCGCUUGAGGAGAAACCACAGUUCCCAGGUGCUUCAGCUGAGUUUGUAGACAGGCUUGAGUUCAUCCAGCCCAAUGUGAUUUCGGGGAUUCCCAUCUACCGGGUCAUGGACCGGCAGGGGCAGAUCGUCAAUCUCAGUGAAGAUCCUCAGCUUCCCAAGGAGCAAGUCUUAAAAUUCUACAAGAGCAUGACCCUUCUGAACACCAUGGAUCGGAUCCUCUAUGAGUCACAGAGACAGGGGCGAAUAUCUUUUUACAUGACCAAUUACGGGGAGGAAGGCACACACAUCGGCAGUGCGGCCGCCCUUGACGACACUGACCUUGUGUUUGGACAGUAUCGGGAAGCAGGUGUACUGAUGCACAGGGGAUAUCCUCUGGACCUGUUCAUGGCACAGUGCUAUGGCAAUGCCAGUGACCCUGGGAAAGGCCGUCAGAUGCCUGUGCAUUAUGGCUGCAAGGACUUGCAUUUUGUUACAAUAUCAUCCCCACUAGCUACUCAGAUCCCACAAGCUGUUGGCUCUGCCUAUGCCAUCAAGAGGGAGAAUACCAACCGGAUUGUGAUCUGCUACUUCGGGGAGGGUGCUGCCAGUGAGGGUGAUGCCCAUGCGGGUUUCAACUUUGCUGCCACCCUUGAGUGCCCCAUUAUUUUCUUUUGUCGGAACAAUGGUUACGCCAUCUCCACACCAACAUCUGAGCAGUACCGCGGCGAUGGAAUUGCUGCCAGGGGUCCUGGCUAUGGCAUCCACUCCAUCCGGGUGGAUGGUAAUGAUGUCUUUGCCGUGUACAAUGCCACCAAGGAGGCUCGGCGCCGUGCUGUGGCAGAGAACCAGCCAUUUCUCAUUGAAGCCAUGACCUACAGGAUUGGGCAUCAUAGCACAAGUGACGACAGCUCUGCUUACCGCUCAGUGGAUGAAGUCAACUAUUGGGACAAACAAGACCAUCCUAUCUCUCGUCUCCGUCACUAUAUGGUGGGACGAGGCUGGUGGGACGAGGAGCAGGAGAAGAUCUGGCGCAAGAAAUCCCGUAAAAGAGUGAUGGAGGCCUUCGAAGAGGCAGAACGCAAGUUGAAGCCCAAACCUCAGCUCCUCUUCUCAGAUGUGUACUCUGAGAUGCCUUGGCACAUCCAGAAGCAGCAGGAAUCUUUGGAGCGUCACCUCAAGCAAUAUGGUGAACACUAUCCCUUGGACCAUUAUGAGAAGUGACUUUCCUGCCCAGGUGUAGGUCCUCAUCUCCUCCUUCUUCUAUAACUAGGAUUUGUAGAAAGAAUUUUGGCUCAAAGAUAGAGCCAGUGGUGAUGGUGUGAAAACAAGGUCUCGUUCCUCUGCUGUGGAAGGUAUGGCUGGGGAUCUGGGGAUGAGUGGGAUGAAGGACAAGCACCUAAAAACUCUGGCACCUUUGGUGGCUCCACACCAGCUUGGGUUAGCUGCCCGGACUGUUUUGCCCCAUUUUAAAAUAAUAUAUAUAUAUAUAUAUAUAUAUAUAUAUAUAUAUAUAUCAGUUGCACAUAGCCUUAUUUAAAGCACAGGGGCAGUAGGUGGCUCUCCUGCUCUGGACAUAAACUGCCUUAUCAGUGCUGUUCCGUUGCUGGAACAACUUCCUCUGCCUCCAGUUACAUCUGUCUUCUUGGGUCCUGCUACUACACAAACAUUGGACAGGAACCAGCAGGCAGCAUCUUGAUUUCCUUCCCUGGAGGAAGUUGUGUCCAAAACAAAAAGCACAUUUGCCAAAAUGAUCUCCAGUUCAUUCAUACACACCUGUGGAACAAAAGACCACAUUGGGAGAAAGCAAUAGAUGGAGCAGUGUGUGUGAAAGAGAGAAUGAGAUGAUCCACCUUGCUUCAAAGGUAAAAUUGAGAUGGCUAUGUAAAUCAAGUCUGUGCUGGAUCUGGUUCAUGGCUAGCCAGUGUCUUUUGAAGAAGAUCUGCUCAAUUACUCCUUUGAGGAAUACAUUUAUCAGCCUGAAACUUGUCUUUAGCUAAUUCAUCAAAACACUGAUACGGAAUGAAUUUCCAAGGGCUUUCUUUGGAAAUGAGGGGACAUUUAUUAGCCACGGAAAUAACUGCAGAGUGGUGUACAUUCUGGACUUAGUGGUGAAUCAGACUGGUGCUGUGAAUUUUAAAAAGGGUGGUAUGAACUGGGCUUUUGCCUGAGUCUCUUCCAUGGCCAAAAGGUUUGUAUUUCCAGCAUCUCUGCAAGGGUUCAGAGCUCCCUUGAUCUGUUACUUUUUUCUUAAUCAAAACUGUUACAGCAGAAAGCAAUGUUUAAUUUGGAGAAUAACAAGUGAAUGUGAGCUACUGUAGGCAGAUGUAUGUUUGACGAGGGGGUGACUUGCCAAACUAAUAAAAAAAUUAAGAUAUUUUC
Messenger RNA from Sceloporus undulatus (fence lizard), 3005 nucleotides. RefSeq names its product 2-oxoisovalerate dehydrogenase subunit alpha, mitochondrial. Lineage: Eukaryota; Metazoa; Chordata; Lepidosauria; Squamata; Phrynosomatidae. The record is from RefSeq and is a predicted model, not a curated record. Gene Ontology annotation, biological process: branched-chain amino acid catabolic process. The transcript is spliced from 9 exons. Gene Ontology annotation, molecular function: oxidoreductase activity, acting on the aldehyde or oxo group of donors, disulfide as acceptor. The coding region runs from base 603 to 1847 and encodes 414 amino acids.